Molecule: messenger RNA, 1051 nt
Organism: Rubroshorea leprosula
Lineage: Eukaryota; Viridiplantae; Streptophyta; Magnoliopsida; Malvales; Dipterocarpaceae
Source: the annotation of a GenBank genome assembly
CUAGGUUUUCUUAAACUAUUUAGGGACUCAAUUGCUAGGGUUUAUGAAAAAAAUAGCAGAGCGGCAAACGAUCGCAGAGCGGCAAAAGCAGGAGGUGCAGCCGCGACCAUGGUUCUCAAGACUGAACUCUGCCGCUUUAGUGGUGCAAAGAUCUACCCUGGCAAGGGGAUCAGAUUCAUUAGAUCUGAUUCACAGGUUUUCCUGUUUGCCAACUCAAAAUGCAAAAGGUACUUCCACAAUAGAUUGAAGCCUUCAAAGCUUACAUGGACAGCCAUGUACAGAAAGCAGCAUAAGAAGGAUAUAGCUGCAGAGGCUGUGAAAAAGAGGCGCCGCACUACCAAGAAACCUUAUUCUAGGUCCAUUGUUGGUGCCACCCUGGAGGUGAUCCAGAAAAGGAGAACUGAGAAGGCAGAAGUGCGAGAUGCUGCUAGGGAAGCUGCUUUACGUGAAAUUAAGGAGAGGAUCAAGAAAACCAAGGAUGAGAGGAAGGCAAAAAAGGCAGAAACCGCUGCCAAAACUCAGAAGACACAGGGUAAGGGUAACGUUUCCAAGGGUGCUGCUCCAAAGGGACCUAAGCUGGGUGGUGGUGGUGGCAAGCGCUGAGCUGCUAUUUUUGGACUAGAAAAAGUAGGAAGUUUGAACUACUGAAGGGCUUUGUAGUAAUGUCUGGUUCCUCUUCAAUUUUGUUAUUCUAUUUCAGCUGUUUUAUGGUUUUUACAAUUGGUAUUGAUUAUUGGAUUGAAGGAGUUUCUGAAUUCGUCUACUUAAGGGUGAAAACAAUCAUGCUUUAUUAUUAUUAAUUUUUGAACAAGGUACAAUUGUGGGGAUAACCGAUGGAGGGGCAAUUCAACCCGCUACCUAAAGGCUGGGCAGUGAUGCAGUUAUCCAAGUGGGCUACCAGCUGAAGUAUGCAUGUUAUUUAUUUGUAGAAGGAUUUCACAUAAGUAUCCGAUUCAAAAUUUUGAGUGACUUAAAUAUCUAUUGCUGAUGGAGAUAAGGUUAAAUGUUCUCAAGCAAUGGAGGUUUGUGCUAAGAAAUGGGAUUGAAGCUA